Messenger RNA from Carassius carassius (crucian carp), 4723 nucleotides. RefSeq names its product nucleolar protein 4-like. Lineage: Eukaryota; Metazoa; Chordata; Actinopteri; Cypriniformes; Cyprinidae. The record is from RefSeq and is a predicted model, not a curated record. The coding region runs from base 472 to 2607 and encodes 711 amino acids. The transcript has 11 exons.
GACAGGCGCGUGGAGCGUCGCGGCUCGAGCUCAUUCUAACAGGUGGCGAGCGACUCCAGGUGCAGCAGCAGUUCAUCACUGAGCGACGAACGCUCCUCGUUAUGAGAAAUUCUUGGGUUCCUACGCGUAUUAACACAGUCUAAUCAUUGUAUUUAGGGUAUUUGGGCGCGGGGCAGAUUGGUUUAAUUAGCCUUCAGCUUACAGGUGGGCGAAAACCGUUUGUAGGACGGCCCCUCUUUCAGUUCCUCAACAGGAGACGCGGGACUGUCAUUUGUUUGCCAUCCUGUGGGACAGAAGAAACGGCUCCGUUAACAAGUGCGAGGAUAGACGAAUACACACACCGGGUUUCAGUCGCGUGUUUGUGCAGAACGCGAAUAUUUCAAUUGGUGUGCGCGGUAAAUUAGGAGCUGUGUCUACAAAUCUAGCGUAUAUUCAAAGCCUCUUUCGUACCGGAGGAGGACCGACAAAGCCAUGUCAACCAAAAAACGGGUGGAUCUAACGAGAAGGAGCCGAAGCCCCGCGGUGUCCGAGGCGGAGAUGUUGGGUGAUUUUCAGGAGUGGUGCCUCCGCACUUAUGGGGACUCCGGUAAAACAAAGACCGUCACCCGGCGAAAAUACAACAAAAUUCUGCAGACCCUCUUACAGAGCGACGACUCGGAAGGCGUCUAUAUCGAGAGCAACCACAUCAACGCCAAAUUUAAGUUCUGGGUCAAAUCCAAAGGUUUCCAGGUGGGCAACACUGACGGCAAGCCGAACGAGAACGGGGCAGCGGACAGACCGGUCCUGUACGUCCCCAUCAAGGCAACGUGUGUGGACGGGGGCUCUGGGUUGGAGAACUCCUUUCUCAAGAGGGUCGCUGUGGUGGAGGACUUCUAUGACAUCAUCUAUGCCAUGCAUGUGGAGAUCAGCUCCGACCCGGCCAAAGCACCCAAACAUGCCGGACAGAAGAAAACGUAUAAAGCGAUAGCGGAGACAUAUGCGUUCCUGCCCAGAGAGGCGGUGACCCGUUUCCUGAUGAGCUGUGGAGAAUGUCAGAAGAGGAUGCACAUCAGCCCCAGCGGAGCAGAGUUCAAAGAAAACAACCAACCAACUUCUCUGGCGGCCGACCUCAUAGACUUCAACAUGCCCCUCACAACAACCUACUUGAAACAGAAGAAACUACAGUGCAUGAACAACAACGAACAGGAUGACUGUUCAGUGAGUAGUGAGGAGUUUGAUAUGAGUGACCCCACAUGGAUAUCAGCUGAACGCCACACCGCACUGCCUGACCUGAACCACCCCUCCAGAGCAGAUAGGAUGCACAGCCCGCAAAACACUCACAAGGAAGAGGACGAUGAUUCAUCUUCUGAAAGUGGGAGUGGCAAUGGGAUUCGCACUCUGACUCCUCCCUCGGUAGGUGUGGCAGGAGUGAAUGACAGCAAGGGGACAGGACCCAGAUCGGGCUCGUACGCUGAGGUUAACGGCAACGGAAACGGUACCGCGGCGCCACUCGACUUCAGCACAACUUCCUCAUCCUCAUCUUUAGAGGACCAGCAACCAGUCAACCUCAGCGACAGACUGAGUCAGGCCCUGCCUAGUGCUGCCACCAUGCUGGCGACCUUUAACCCUGAGCACGCAGAGGAGCUGCGCAGAAAAUACCCCAAAUCGUCAGAGCUACGCCUUGACCGAGAUAUCAGGGACUAUAACAACAAGUCUCCUCAAUACAGUUCAGGCAGCUAUGAUUCAAUAAAGAUGGAGAUAUCCCCUGAAGAUCUGACUGUUGGUCGGCCUCAGGCGGCUGAUGAUGAUGAUGAUGACCACGACGACCACGACGAUACUGAUAAGAUCAAUGAUGUAGAAGGAGUGGAUCCAGAGAGGUUGAAGGCUUUUAACAUGUUUGUGCGUCUCUUUGUGGAUGAGAACCUUGACCGUAUGGUGCCGAUCUCUAAACAGCCUAAAGAGAAGAUCCAGGCCAUUAUUGAGUCCUGCAGCCGUCAGUUCCCAGAGUUCCAGGAACGCGCUCGCAAACGCAUUCGUACCUACCUCAAAUCCUGCCGUCGUAUGAAGAAGAACGGCAUGGAGCAGACUCGACCCACGCCGCCCCACCUGACCUCAGCCCUGGCUGAGAACAUUCUAGCAGCCGCCUGUGAGAGUGAAUCACGCAAAGCUGCCAAAAGAAUGCGCAUGGAUGUCUACCAGGCACACGAUGAGCCGUUAUCUCUGGAUAAGGUGGUCUCUCGUGAGCCGGUCUCGCUGACCCACUCUGCGUACUCCCUUGCUGCCUCAGCCUACUCACAGGACCAGCUAUACAUCAAUGGAGGCCUCAACUACAGUUACCGUGGUUUUGGUGGACUGUGUGCCAGCAUGCAACACCCCGCGUCCCUGACAACAGCUACCGCCCAGACCAACGGGCCUACUGAUCUCAGUAUGAAGUCUCUGGCCUCAAAUUCGUCCCCUUCAAGCUCCAGUAGCCUCGGCAGGAACGGAGGAGGAGGCGGGGCUUCAGCUCAGCUCAGCCAUACAGAAGUGGCGGCAGUACGUCAGCUGAUCGCAGGAUACCGUGAGUCCGCGGCCUUCCUGCUACGAUCGGCAGAUGAGCUGGAGAACCUCAUACUACAACAGAACUGACCCGAUUCUCAACACUUUGUCUAAACACAUACCCUCGUCCCUCACAUGAUCCUAACAAGAGGUUUUCCAGUCACUGAGGAAAACCAUCUGGCUCUUAAAGAUGUUAGUAAAGAGAGAAAACACAGCUUCAUCAAACUUUUGCUUUCAUGUCAUUUCAACGAGAACGGCCUAGAGAUGGAGAUGAAUGAAUCUCUGAAGGACACUGCGGUGCAGAAGCGCACGGUUCGAUGCGUCCUCCACACACUGCUCCCGCAUUUCAUGCCUUCUCCAAGGCCUCCCUCUGUUUAACCGCCAUACGUUCCCCGCUGAGAGCCAUCGAUUUUUCAUUUUCUUUGCUUUUAGCUACUUCAAGGGAGGAAUUACGGCACGCCAAUCCUCCAGACGAAUGAAGACACUUUUGAUUUGGAGGCGUAAUGGAAAGAAAGAAGAUAAAAAAAGCGAGAAGAAACUAAUAGACCUUUGUAUUUGCUGUAAAUAAGCACUCGCAGUGUCCUGAAGCACUUUUCUAUUCGCUCUGACCUCUGAAUCAUUAAUUUAUGCAUAUAGAUACACAGGUGGAAGCUCACCUGUAAAUACCUCAGCCUGUCUGUCUCACUCUCUCUCUCUCUCUCUCUCAGUGUUCCCCUCUCUGUGUGUGGGAGAAGAAAAUGAACACCUGUCCGUCCUCAACUUCACAGUCCACUGAUUUAGACAUUGAAAGCAGAGAGUGGGAGUGAAUUAGUUUCUGUGAUUGAACUGCGGAUUUUCUUUUCCACCUCCUCCAAAUAUGUUGUACUGUAUAUAUUUCGAUGCAUUUCAAGGUAUUGAUGGCAAAAAUACACUGGACUUGUUUUGGGAAUGGACCUUUCCUGAUGCAUUUAACAGAUGCCAACUCUUUGUUUCCUCUGUACGGGUCACCCUCUGUUCUCCUCUUCUCUUUGUGUCCUUCCAUGUCUCCUGUACGUCCUCUCUCCUCCUCCACCUUAUUAUUCUGCUUUAGAUGGAGAUGGAGAAUGGAAGCUUGUUAGUCUUUUAUCUGUUGACUUUUCUUAAUGGCCAUUAAUCCACUCUGCUGCUAUGGACUCCAACGUAACGCCACAAACCUGAAACCUCAUGCCUCGCAAACACAACCAGAGCACCUCAAGGCAAAAAAAAAAAAAAGGCAAAAAAAAAGUCAGAAAUGAAAUAUCCAAAAGAAAGAUUAAAAAAAAAACUGCCGUUUUGCUUUCUGGCCGAGAGUGUUUGAUUUAAUACUGAGGACUGCUUGUGUUUGCUUUUGUUUGAUUUGUUGUAAAAGCGCGGUGUGUGCCUAAAUCUCAAGAUCAACUGGGAUCAAAUCAUCUUUGGCAUACGAGCUUGGUGCACAGACAUACACGAACACACAUACGACACGAACGGAGACACUGAAGGGUCUUUAGUGAACUGAAUAUUUAACAAGAGAGGUUUAAAAAUGUGUAGAUUUGUUUAGGGACUUACAGACAGUCAUGUCACUGUAAUUUGCUCCAUUUGCACACAGAGGCAGCGCUAAUCUGUGAUUGAGGAGCUCGGCGCCGGCUCCGUGUUGCACUGCUAGUGGGGAAUGGAGAAAGAAUAUCGCAAUGCAGAAGAUAAUCAAAUGCAUUUCUGGCCCUAAAGGAGACAGACUAAUACAGAAAGGCUACCAUGACAUGACAUUCAUCAUCACAUGACCGGGACCUACUUACGAUCGGAAGCCAUGAUGAUGUGUGCCCUUGUGCAAUUUUGACACCCUCCCUCAAAACACAACAGUGGACGUACUGAUUUCUUUAUGUGUUAUAUUUAUGGUAGGCCUUCACAGUCCAGCCUCCCACUUCAAUAUUGAGUUGUUGAUUUGAAUUUCUAUAGACAUGAAGACGUGAUAUGCAAAAAUGACAGCGUGAGGCCUCUCCUCUGUGUAACAUUGAUCACAAAAGGGUCCUUGACCUCUCUCAUCUCGAACUGUCUUUACUAUUUCUUUAUUUCAGGAGAGGACUUAAAGUAAUAAGGAAGUAGAUAGGGAGAUAUAUAAAUAUUUAAUAAUAGUUAAACUUUCAAAUUGCUUAAAUAUUUUUACAUAUUUAAAAGUGUUACUUUCCUAAGUUUUACGCCAAAAUAAAUCAAAUAAGAAACCCUAAUGCAU